Molecule: messenger RNA, 1239 nt
Organism: Ostertagia ostertagi
Lineage: Eukaryota; Metazoa; Nematoda; Chromadorea; Rhabditida; Trichostrongylidae
Source: the annotation of a GenBank genome assembly
GAUUUGGCGGCAGUAAAGAAGUUGAGCGGUAUACAAGGUGUGAGAAAAAAGACGAAAGAAGAGCGAAGAAGGUCAAGUCAAAAGACUACGGGUGCCGGAUCCGAGAAGGUCCUGCAACGGAACAGUCGUGUCCGUGUCGGUGAAGUCGAAUACCGCGUGGCAGUCGCGAAUAUCGGUGGAGUUGUCGAAUUUAUUUUAUGGUGCAUCGCUACGUUGUCGGAGCUGGACCGCAGUUCUAAGUACUGUGAUAUCCUCCAAACUGUUGUCAACAAAAGCGAGGAGUGCACAAAGGAUCGCUGGGCGCCAUGGGACGCAGUGAAAUCACAAAGGACCCAAGCGACGGUUUGGGAGCUGGGCGCAACGGCGAAGCUGGUUAGCGAAGCACUCGCUAAUUUUACAGCUACAAUGGACGCACUAACUGACCCACUUCCGGAAGAAUACAACAAGAAAGUCCAAGCACAAAUUGAAGAAACGCACACAACUCUGCAAAGAGCCCAGAAGCUAGCAAUAGAGAUGGAAGCGAGCCGCAUCAGCGCCCGGGAUCACGCCUUCACGAAUCCAGGAAUUAUGGAAUACAAGGAAUUGCGCGAGACACAAGAACAAAUCAAGCACAUCAACGAGUACAAGUCAAAGCAAUACUGGAGCAGCAAGGUCAAGCAAAACCAGAAUCGGAGGAGGGGGGACAGCUCCUCGACGGAGCAAAGCGAGAGAAAGAUCAUCGCAAAAAAUGUGGAAUUUUUGGAGGAGCUGCAAACAGACGAUGAAAUAGAAGGCGAGGACGUUGAAACGGAUGCAAUCUCGGAAAGAGAAACCAUUCAGCAUCGUCAAGAUGAGAGGAAAGCGAACCAAUCGAUUGAAGAAGACAUCGAACUAAAGGAGGCAGAAAUUUCCGAAUUAGAAGAGCUGAUUGACCAGCUUGAAAGAAAACCCACGUGCGCGUCGCGCAUGUUCGGGCAGGAAAAUCUUCGAUACGAGGAUAAGUUGGUAGCCUGCGCAUUUUGCGAGGCUAUCGGUGUCCAUUAUUCCGACGCAUGUCCAUUUAUUCGUACGGUAGAGGAACGGCAGAAGAUCCUUAUUGAAAAAGGGAGAUGCGAACGAUGCUUGGAAAGGGAUUGUACGACGGAGAGCCUUACGUGCAGGAAGUACUACAGUAAGUGCUUCCACUGUAAAAAGGAGGGCCAUCACUCGGCCUUAUGUCUCUUCCCAGAAUAUAGUGACGACAUCCAGGCGAAAAUUCAU